AUGAUUAAGCUCGCGGCUUCCUCAAUCCGACGUUUAUCCACUGCCUCGACGAGAGAUAUCAUCCGUCCACAUUGGUAUGUGUCCCAGUUCGAUAACAGAGGAACAAUCGAACGUGCCCGGCCAGAUGAUUCGGAAAUACUGUCACAGUUCCUCAGCAAAGGAUUCGCUUCGUGUGAACCGGUUACUGUGGGGUUAGGUAAGAAUGUUACUAACAAACUAACUAAAUGUCAAAAGUUGGUUAAGAUAAAAAACAGGCUCUGACCUUUUAGUGACAAUUUGACUAUUCAAGCUUAUUUUCAGGCGUUUCUGAAGAUUUGAUGCAAAAUUACUUUUCCGAGCAAAUAAAAGAUUCCCUGAAGUCCGAAUAUACGUUGCUAGCAUUUUAUUUAAACAAACUUGUCGGUGCUCUUGUAGCGAAGGACCUCCUCAUUGACCAUCUAGUACCCAAUGUAAUGGAAGCUGAGAUUCUGUCUGAUUACAGGAAAGGUAAUCAAUCAUUCACUGGUGUUUAACUUUCCCAUUAUCAUUUACCAACUGUGAAUAAUGAAUUAAAGAAAAGAUGAUUUUAGAGAUUGACCAAGUUAUGAGCUCGGGAUGUCCAGAUCGUCGGCUAGCUCGCCUCAAAGUGUACUACGAGAAAUGGGUCAGAAUUGCUCCGAACUUCCUAUGCCACAAAACAAAGAAGGUGCUACACCUUCAAUACGGCUACAUCUUGCCAGAAUAUAGAGGGUAACUUAUUUAAGUAAAAUUCUAAAGGACUAUGGGUCAACCCUUUCUAAAUCUGUUAUUUCAAACUAAAGUAUAACAAUUUCAGAGCCUUGCUGAGCAAACUCUUGCUGGAAGAUGUUCUUAACUUGGCAAACCAAAACAAAAUCACUCAGUUCAUGACCGUAUGUACAUCAGUUCCUUCUUCCAAAAACUAUGAAAACGUAAGAAAGCAUUUUCCAUCCCCAAAUUACACUACAUUUUCAGAUUGCAGAUGUGAAAUACGUUUUUCCGUACAAGAACUUCGUUGACAGUGGGGAGAAAGUGUUGCCAGACAAAUCCAAGAUGUUACACCACAGCGAGAUGGCUUUCUUAGCAAUCGGAAAUACUGACAUCAGUUCUGACCAAUUUAGGAAAUAAACAUUUAUCUUGACACUUUGUUGAUUUAUUAUUGGCUUGAAUCUGAUUGAGAAAGGACGGAAUGCCAAAAAUAAAAUAUUUUCGAAACUUUUUGCAGUUAUAGUUUGGCUUAAAUUUUUUUCCUUGGACUGAAAAUAUUCUUUGUUUUAUUUCAUUUUUGUUAUUAUAGCUAUGGAAGACGAAGAGGAGAAACCGCCUCAACCAGUGUAUAAGGCAACAAAUUUGUCCUCCUUAUAUAGUUUAAGGUCAGAAGUUAUUAAGCGAAAAAAUAUCGCAAAAGCGAAGUCUUCUGCUGUUACUGUCGACAUUUCCAAGAAAAGCAUUUUUACUAUCAACAAGAAAGAUAAACAGCUAAAGGAGGAGAAUAAGAAACAACGUCAAGAACGUAUCAACAAACUCUCGGCCGAAUUAAAGAAAGAAGAAGAAGAUGCAACACGCAGAAAGAAGGUUCUUGAAGAAAAAGCCAAAAUCUACGAACGAUUGACAAGUGGGGAACAACUGGUCAAUGAAGAUGGUCGAGAUGUCGACUUCUUGGUCAACUUCAAUGUCAAAAAACGAGAAUUAGAGGUAAGUCAAAUGCUAUUUACAUAAUAUUUCCAAUUUAGGAAGAACGAGAGCGUGAAAAAGAAAAGAAUGAACAGAAGGAUGAACCUGAAGAUCUUCCACAAACGUCUACACCAUUGGUUGAUAGAUACAAUCCAUUGGAGGAGCCCGGUCGGUUGUUUGGUCCGUCACAUGCUUUCCUGCCUACCAACGAGGAAGAUAGGGUGAAUAAAAUUAAGGAAAUAAAGGAUAUGUCAAAACAAACCGAAGCAACUCGGCAGAAGAGGAAGAAGUUAUUGAGUGAUAAGAAGCGAAUGGACAGGGAAAAGCUAAAGAAGUUCAGAGCUAGAAUGAAUUUGUCUCCUCUUCCGUCGACAAGUGAAGAAUCAGAGGAAGAAACUACGGAAGCAGAACCACAAUAUUUGGAUAUUCCUCUACCUCCAGAACCAGUGCCUUCCAAGAGCAAUCAAACAUCUUAUGGAAUCAGGGAAUGGGACGAAGGGAAGUAUUACAGGAAGUGGAAGGAGGAACAAGAACAGAAGCGCGAUGAGGAGUUUGCUCCACCUAGUUCCUAUUACCGGUAA
Messenger RNA from Bursaphelenchus okinawaensis, 2252 nucleotides. Lineage: Eukaryota; Metazoa; Nematoda; Chromadorea; Rhabditida; Aphelenchoididae. The record is from the annotation of a GenBank genome assembly.